AGAUAUGCAGUAUGCAACACAAAAUGAGGUUCCCAAUGGAAAAGAGGUUUCUUCAAGGACUCAAAAUUACCCCAAAAAUGCAGCUAAAACAAAACUGAAGCAGAAAUUUUCCAUGAAGGCACAAAAUGGAUUUAACAAGAAACGUAAAAAAAAUGUACUUAACCCUAGAAAAGUCACCAAGGACUCUGAGUAUGACUCAGGCUCUGAGGGCAGCUCACUGGAUGAGGACUACAGCAGUGGGGAGGAAGUGAUGGAGGAUGGCUACAAAGGUAAAAUCCUCCACUUCCUGCAGGGUGCCUCAGUUGGUGAGCUCACUCUGAUUCCUCAGUGCUCCCAGAAAAAGGCUCAGAAGAUAGCAGAACUCCGGCCCUUUAACAGUUGGGAAGCUCUGUUCACAAAGAUGUCCAAAACUAAUGGCUUAUCAGAGGAUUUGAUAUGGAACUGUAAGACACUGAUCCAAGAAAGGGAUGUAGUUAUAAGACUUAUGAACAAAUGUGAAGACAUUUCAAAUAAAUUGACAAAGCAAGUUACCAUGCUCACUGGAAAUGGAGGUGGAUGGAACAUAGAACAACCGUCCAUUCUAAACCAAAGGGCCUAGGCAAAACUAUUCAAGCCAUUGCAUUCCUGGCAUACCUCUACCAGGAGGGAAAUAAAGGUCCUCACCUGAUCGUUGUCCCAGCUUCAACUAUAGAUAACUGGCUAAAGGAAGUUAAUUUAUGGUGCGCUACUUUAAAUGUGCUCUGUUACUAUGGUUCUCAAGAAGAACAUAAACAAAUUAGAUUUAACAUUCAUAAUAAAUAUGAAGAUUAUAAUGUAAUUGUAAGUACGUACAAUUGUGCAAUCAGCAGUUCUGAUGACCAUAGUCUGUUUCAACGCCUGAAACUCAAUUAUGCAAUUUUUGAUGAGGGCCAUAUGUUAAAGAAUAUGGGCUCCAUCCGCUACCAGCAUCUAAUGACAAUUAAUGCAAAUAAUCGGUUACUGCUCACAGGCACACCUGUGCAGAACAACCUGUUAGAGCUCAUGUCGCUGCUGAACUUCGUUAUGUCACAUAUGUUUAGCAGCAGCACCAGUGAAAUCCGAAGGAUGUUUUCCUCCAAGACAAAACCAGCAGAUGAGCAGAGUAUAUAUGAAAAGGAGAGAAUAGCACAUGCAAAACAAAUUAUAAAGCCAUUUAUUCUCAGAAGAGUGAAAGAAGAGGUUCUCAAGCAGCUGCCCCCCAAGAGAGAUCAGAUCGAGCCAUGUGCCAUGUCAGAGAAGCAGGAGCAGCUCUUUGGGUCUUUCAACAGAGUGAAAAAGUCUAUCAAUAACCUAGAAAAAAAUACGGAAAUGUGCAAUGUCAUGAUGCAAUUGAGAAAAAUGGCCAAUCACCCUUUAUUGCAUCGGCAGUAUUACACAGCUGAGAAACUCAAGGAAAUGUCCCAGCUCAUGCUAAAGGGUGACAGAGUUGUUUUAUUCAGCCAGUUUACCAUGAUGUUGGAUAUUUUAGAGGUUCUCCUAAAGCAUCAUCAGCAUCGGUACCUUAGAUUGGAUGGGAAGACUCAGAUUUCCGAAAGGAUUCACCUAAUUGAUGAAUUUAAUACUGACAUGGAUAUUUUUGUAUUUCUGUUGUCAACAAAAGCUGGUGGAUUAGGAAUAAAUCUAACUUCAGCAAAUGUUGUUAUACUUCACGAUUUUGAUUGUAAUCCUUACAAUGACAAACAAGCAGAAGAUAGAUGCCACAGAGUAGGCCAGACUAAAGAAGUACUAGUUAUAAAAUUAAUAAGUCAAGGGACAAUUGAAGAAUCCAUGCUAAAAAUUAAUCAACAGAAAUUGAAACUAGAACAAGAUAUGACCACAGUAGAUGAAGGUGAUGAAGGUACUAUGCCAGCAGAUAUAGCCACAUUACUGAAGACGUCAAUGGGCCUGUGAGGUGAGAAUUUCGAACUCCUGAUUGACAAGAAAAUAUCAACUGGUGCACUCAAGGACAUUUACAUUAUGAUGACCACGGGGUUUAUGAACAUUUGUAACCUUUUAUAAUUUUUCCAUAUUGCAUUUCUCAUAGUAUGGACAACUUUUUGCUACUAACUGAACUCUCCAGAUGCUCACAUGAAUUUCAUAAGAAGCCACAAACAGGUGGUCCUGAAGAGGUUGAAUAAUCAUUUUACAAAGCAGUUUUCUGAGUGGGGAUUAGUUGGUGAUGUUUGUAACAAAUAUGGUAACGCUUUAGAAACGUCAGUAUUUUUGUAAUUAUUUCUACCUCCAAAUAUAUAUAUUGUCUUUCACUGGAUAAUGUGCGUAGAUUUUUACAUGUGCCUUAUUUGAUGACGCUUGCGUCUCGUUUUUGCCUGUCUCAUUUGCAGUUCUUUUUUCCUACAUUAGUUUAAAAAGUGCAGCUGGAUAGGAUUUAGCCUUUGUUUUGUUGCUAUUUGAAGCAGAUGUUCACCAAUGUCAGCAAGAACUCCUCCUGAACCUAAAGGUGGCAUUCCAUGUCCGACAUCCCCAGGUCCUCUCCACACUUCUGUUCAAACACAUGUGUUGGUGAGGAACUACGUUGUUCUCCAAUGACUAGUGACUAGAGCAGUCCUCGUCCUACUCCAUGGACCCCUUCUGUUUGUUUCCCUACUGCACGCACGGUGUGCUCGCGCAUCUGCCUCCCCUUGUGCAUGUUUUCAGGGAUUCCCUCUCCUGCCUUUUGUUCUCCUAAAACAUGCCCAGUCACUCCUGCUCCACUGUCCUCCUCUAGGAGUUUCUUCUCGCCAUGCCCCCACACGUCAGCGCACACCGGGGACACUUCUCUAGUUUGUCUGAGCAGGUUAAGUUGAAACUGUCUGACUUGAGAGCAGACGGGAUGUGACUUCUCGUUACUGCAGCUUGAGGUGCUGCACGGAAAUAGGUCAUUAACUUUAACGCUUAUCAGAAAAUACGAUUUACCAGUUUCCAUAAUUUCCAGUUCAGGACCACCAGAAGAGAGAGCCAUUGUUCAAUUCCAGUUCAGUGUGGGUGACAAAGUAAAAUUUAGAAUACAGUCGUCU
Messenger RNA from Chinchilla lanigera (long-tailed chinchilla), 3011 nucleotides. RefSeq names its product SWI/SNF-related matrix-associated actin-dependent regulator of chromatin subfamily A containing DEAD/H box 1-like. The record is from RefSeq and is a predicted model, not a curated record. Gene Ontology annotation, molecular function: ATP binding; ATP-dependent chromatin remodeler activity; DNA binding. Gene Ontology annotation, cellular component: nucleus. NCBI's taxonomy places the organism in Eukaryota, Metazoa, Chordata, Mammalia, Rodentia, Chinchillidae.